Messenger RNA from Oldenlandia corymbosa var. corymbosa, 1620 nucleotides. Lineage: Eukaryota; Viridiplantae; Streptophyta; Magnoliopsida; Gentianales; Rubiaceae. The record is from the annotation of a GenBank genome assembly.
AUGGCUCCGGCUGCUCAAGAUGUUCCGUUCGUCAUUGAUACAGUGCUAGCAGCAGAACCGGUUGCCGGACAAAUUUUGUACGAGACCGUGAACCCUAUUGGUUUUCCCGGCGCCACCGUGAGACCUAUUGGUUCUCCGGCUGCUGAGGAUAUUCCGUCCACUACACCUGUAGUCUUCCGCAACGAAAUUUCUCUUUUUCCGACUUCUUCUCCCACAACUGAAACCACAGUUACUGACUAUUUCGCCCUCGACGUCAGCGAGAAGGAUGUUUCAGAUACUCCGGUUCCAUCACCGUCGGUUUCUUCGUUUGUGACGCCCGUAAAACAGCAGGAGAGAACACUCGAAGGAAGCUGGUUUCGCUCUAACUGCCGGUUUAGAAGUCCCAUGCUUCAACUCCAUAAAGAGAUUCUUGAUUUUUGUGAUUUUCUCUCGCCAACGCCGGAGGAACAGGCAUCUAGGAAUCAAGCUAUAGAUGCUGUUGUUGGUGUAAUUAAGGUUAUUUGGCCAAAGUGCAAGGCAGAAGUUUUUGGUUCAUUCAGGACAGGACUUUAUCUGCCUACAAGUGAUAUCGAUAUUGUGAUUUUGGAGUCACAUAUUAAUCGUCCUCAACUUGGCUUGCAAGCUCUAGCUCGAGCCUUAACGCGGGAAGGAAUUGCGAAGAAAAUACAGGUCAUUGCUAAAGCUCGUGUUCCAAUAAUCAAGUUUGUGGAGAAAAAAAGCGGCAUUUCAUUUGAUAUUAGUUUUGAUGUUGACAAUGGACCUAAAGCUGCUGAGUUUAUCCAGGCUGCUGUGACUAAAUGGCCCCCGCUCCGACCAUUGUGUUUAAUUUUGAAAAUUUUCCUACAGCAAAGAGAGUUGAAUGAGGUGUAUACUGGUGGUAUUGGUUCAUAUGCUCUGCUUACUAUGCUAAUAGCAAUGUUGCAGAACUAUUAUCAUCGCGGAACUUCUCCAGAACAUAAUCUUGGAGUUUUGUUGGUGCAAUUUUUUGAUCUUUACGGGCGCAAAUUGAAUACAUCCACCGUUGGGGUAUCUUGCAGCGGGGAAGGUACAUUCUUUUUAAAGAGUAGAAAAGGGUUUGUUGUGAAUGGCAAGGGAAUGCUUAUCUCCAUUCAAGACCCUCAGGCUCCGGAAAAUGAUAUAGGCAAGAGUUCCUUUAACUAUUUCCAGGUUAGAUCGGCUUUUUCAAUGGCUUUCACCACCUUGACCAACACCAAGGUCAUUUUGAGCCUCGGGCCCAAUAGAAGCAUUCUUGGUACCAUUAUUCGUCCAGAUGCGAAACUCUUAGAAAGGAAAGGCGGGUCAAAUGGGGAGAUAACAUUUGAGAAGUUGCUUCCAGGUGCAGGAGACCCACUACCAGAACAAAAUGGUAAUUUAAGGGAUAUUUACUGUAACUGGCAGUUGGAUGAUGAGGAUGAUGAGCCACUCCCUCGAGAUUUCAUAAUUUCUGAGCAUGGUGAUGCAGAUUCCUCAGGGAAGAAGAGGAAGAAAUCUGGAACAAUGAAGAAAUCUGCAAAGAAGGCAAAAAGGAAUGGGGAGAUAGGUAGCGUGGGACAUGAAAGGAAUGGCUUUAGAAAAGACAAAGCCAUCAAGAAAGCAUUAGAGGCAUCAGCAAGAUCGUGA